UGCUGCACGUGUCGCAUCAGUAUUGAUGUUGCAAGAAGACUUUGGACCACCCCUGACCCAGGCUUUGGCUAUGGCCUCUUGUUACCUAUAUGCUACAUCCACAGAAAAUUUGCCUUGGGAAGAUUACACUGUGAAGAUAGCGGAACCUGAAGAAGAGCUGAAGAUAAGGAUCCCAUAUCUUCGUAAUCCUUACUUUGAUGAUCACUUUGAUCUGAAAGAACCUAAUCAUAUUGUUGGGAAACAUUAGCAUGGGGAGCACCACUUAAUAAGGGCGGGGAGUUGAUUGGAACAAACUUUGAAAUACUAGGAUGGGCCCUAUAUAACAAGUGGAGUGAUCUUGAAGUCACUCUUCAAAGAUGUGCAGCAAACAGCACUCCUGUAGCAGAAAGUGUGGUUACUUCAGUUAAAGAACUAGUAACAUCGAGUGAUGACAGUGAGAAUCAGGAGAAGAUCAUGUCUUUGGUUGGCACCUGUGUAAAAGAAGAAGUAAAUCUUAAAUCAGUCAUCGAGGAUCAUGUGAAGGAUGUAGCUGCAAAGGCAGAAGCAGAUGACAUUAAAGUUCAGGAGAGUUUGUAUUCAACGUGGGAAAGGAUGAGACAAGAAGAGGUUGAGAAACAGUUAGAAGAAUACAGGAGAAAACAGCUGUUAGAAGAGAUUGAGAGAAAGAAGAAUCAACUGAAAAGCAAAGAGGAACUGUUCACAUUCUUUGAGAAUCAGGAUAGACUGGAAAUGCUUCUAGACCGAAAACCUGUGGUCCGUGAGAAAGAUCGUACCCAUUUCUUCCCCCAUAAAAUUAAAAAGCCCAAGGUGGUGGAUGAAGACUACAUUCCUCCAGAAGUUGUUCGCAGAUAAGUGUUUAUAGGUGCUGUUAACAUCGUCAGCUGCAGUGAGCCAGUGAGCCUGAGUGAUGCCAUCUCCCAAUGUGUCCGCCAUUGCCAGGGCUGAGAUGCCUAACUGAGCAGCUCUUUAGACCAAUUACUUUGGAUAUGAAGUGUGAAAUCAUAGAAAAGAAAAGAAAAAAAAAAUUGUGUUUUUGGGAGGGCCUGGAACAGAAUACGUAAUACAUAGUAGUAUUUCCAUUCGUUUUAAAGGGGGAAAAUUUUAUUUUAUUUAUGAACAAAUUGAGUUAUGAGUGUGGUCACAGAAGGAAUUAAUCUCGUAUGUAUGUACACUGUAAAGCUGAAUGCAUUUUUUUUUAAUUUAUGAAGUUUGUAAACAAUUGAGAUUUUUUUAAUGAACUUGUAGAUUUAGAUUUGUUUACAGUUGACCUGCAUAGUGUUGUAGUAUUGUAUUUAUGUAAAUAAAUUAAUUUUUAUGAUU
Molecule: messenger RNA, 1320 nt
Organism: Macrobrachium nipponense
Lineage: Eukaryota; Metazoa; Arthropoda; Malacostraca; Decapoda; Palaemonidae
Exons: 6
Coding region: 454-852 (132 amino acids)
Cellular component (GO): mitochondrion
Source: RefSeq, a predicted model, not a curated record